Drosophila gunungcola (fruit fly) is the source of this 904-nucleotide messenger RNA. RefSeq names its product probable pseudouridine-5'-phosphatase. The transcript has a single exon. Gene Ontology annotation, molecular function: phosphatase activity. Bases 107 to 829 code for a protein of 240 amino acids. The record is from RefSeq and is a predicted model, not a curated record. NCBI's taxonomy places the organism in Eukaryota, Metazoa, Arthropoda, Insecta, Diptera, Drosophilidae.
UAUUAAAACUGAGUAUGAAAUACUUGUAGCACUCUAAAUUUAUCUCUCAAAAUUUGUGGAUCAAUAACUCUUACAAUAAAAUAAAUCAAAAUUUAAGAAUACAAAUAUGUCUGAGGAGGAUAAAAUAAUGAAACCGUACUUGAGGUGUUGUUCAUUUCAGCCCGUUACCCAUUGCAUUUUCGAGUUGGACGGAUUGCUGAUAGACAGCGAACGUCUGCGAACUGAAUGUGUGCAAAAGAUUCUGGAUCCCUACGGUCACACAUACAGCUUUGACAUUAGGAUGAGGUGCAUGGGAAAGCCAGAUGCCGAGCAGGCUGAACUGAUAGUGAACACUUAUAACCUGCCCUUCAGUCGCACCGAGUUCGAGACUCAGCAGGAGCUUCAAAGUCGCAGCAAAUUGGGUUUCAUACGACUGAUGCCGGGUGUUGAGCGUCUCUUGAAACAUCUUGAUGAGUUCAAUGUGCCCAUGGCCAUCGGAAGUGGCAGUUGUCGGGAUUCGUUUGCCACAAAGACGAGGCGGCAUUCCCGACUCUUCGAUGUCUUCCAUCAUGUGGUUUUGAGCGGUUCGGAUGAGGAGGUCAAGGAGGGAAAGCCAGCUCCAGAUAUCUUCCUAACCACAGCCUCUCGAUUCGAGGAUCCUCCAGAGCCGAGCAAGUGCCUCGUCUUCGAGUCCUCGCUUGCCGGAAUGGAGGCUGCUCUGGCCGCCGGCAUGCAGGUGGUCCUUGUUCCCGAUCCUCUGGUCUCCAUUCGAGCCAGUGCUCCGGCCACUUUGAGGCUGCGAUCCCUGGAGGGCUUCAAGCCUCAGUACUUUGGACUACCACCUCUGUAGAAUGUUUGCUUCAAAUGUCUUUCAUAAAGAACUCUCGCCAUUAAUUAAUAAUAAAUUCCAACCAUCUAAACUUUA